AUGCGGAACAACACACCCUCAGGGUUUCAACAAGCUCCACAUCAACCACCACCCCCAACUGAAAAGAAGUCAAACCUUGAGGAGCUGAUGACCAAAUUCAUUCAAACAUCAGAAUCUCGGUUUCAAUCCACCGAGACAACACUAAGAAAUCAACAAGCCUCUAUCCAUAAUCUAGAAAUUCAGUUGGGUCAAAUUUCUAGACUUCUCUCAGAAAGACCCCAAGGAAGCUUGCCUAGCAAUACUGAGACUAAUCCUAGGGAGCAGGUCAAUGCAAUAACAUUAAGGAGUGGCAGAACAUUACAAGAGAAGGGGAAGCAAGAAACAGAAAAAGAUGCAGUUGAAGAGGAGGAUAAAUGUCAAGAGGAGACUGUGGAAAAGCCCCCUGUAGUGAAAGAAUUCAUACCCCCACUUCCCUACCCAGCAAGAUUGAAGAAAGACAAGGAUGAUGAACAAUUUGGUAAAUUUCUGUCCUUAUUUUGUCAACUUCAUAUUAAUUUACCGUUUGUUGAUGCCUUGGCACAUAUGCCCAAGUACGCCAAAUUUCUGAAGGAUCUUCUGUCCAAUAAGAAGAAAUUGGAGGAGUUGGCCACAGUAACUCUGAAUGAAGAAUGCUCAGCAAUUCUGCAAAACAAGAUGCCCGAAAAAUUGAAGGAUCCAGGGAGUUUUACUCUUCCUUGUCUCAUUGGUAGAUUGAUAGUUGAUAAGGCUUUAGCUGAUUUAGGUGCUAGCAUUAAUUUGAUGCCAUAUUCUAUUUUUAAGAAAUUAGGUUUAGGGGAACCUAGGCCAACUAGGAUGAGUAUUCAAUUAGCUGAUAGGUCAAUUAAAUAUCCUAGGGGUAUCAUUGAGGAUGUGCUUGUAAAAGUGGACAAAUUUAUUUUUCUUGGUGAUUUUGUGAUUCUUGAUAUGGACGAGGACACUGAUGUCCCCUUGAUCUUAGGUCGUCCCUUUUUAGCUACUACAGGGGCUAUAAUUGAUGUGAGGGAUGGAAAAAGCUUAGUUCAUGAUAGAGGAAAAGAUGAUAUGAGCUUGGUAACUCAAGAACAGUGGUGUCAUUUAGAAGCCACUAAGCCAUUAUGGAGAAAGAGGGACUUCAAAGUUUUGGAGUGGAAAUCAGAGAAGCAACCCAAUCCAUCUAUUAAUGAACCACCAGAUGAAAAAUUGAAGGUUUCCUCUCCAAUUGAAUCCCAGAUUAGCUUUGCUUCUCACGACUCUUUGCUUACUUAUUUACUUUUCAGGGAAGUUUCAGUUGCACUCUAA
Messenger RNA from Abrus precatorius (Indian licorice), 1257 nucleotides. RefSeq lists its product as uncharacterized. The record is from RefSeq and is a predicted model, not a curated record. NCBI's taxonomy places the organism in Eukaryota, Viridiplantae, Streptophyta, Magnoliopsida, Fabales, Fabaceae. The coding region runs from base 1 to 1257 and encodes 418 amino acids. The transcript is spliced from 3 exons.